AUGUAAAUUGCCAAUCAACAAUCCCAGCAACUCUCUCUCAACCAUAAUAACUUGGUUCAUACUCCUAAGGGCUAAUAAGUAUUGAAAAUCUCGAAGAAGAAUAUAACAUUUAAAGAUAGCCAAUAUCAAAGUCACAAGAAAGUUCUCAAUACAAAUGGAUCAUAUACAACAGCUGCUGCAUCUCAUAAGAUAUCGCCAGAUAAUUCUAGAGCAACAAUAGACACUAUAGAGCAGUUUUAGAAACGGAAAAAGAAGAAAGCAGAAGUAUUGUCGAAUAAAAAGCGGAUCAAAAGUGUAUAUAAUGCAGCUACUUCUCGGUACCAAAACGGCAAUAAUAAUGAAACUCUUCAGCAUCAAGAUCAGAACUAGUCUAAAUCUAACAAGAAUCUUAAUGGUUAAUUGGAAAGUUUGAUUCAUAGCGAUUCUAUUCCAAUCCCAAAUAUCAAGCACUCAAUUUAAUCAGCAAGUAACGCAAGAAAAAAAUCUAUAUCCAUACCUGGCAAUGGUAGUAUUUUACCAGAUAACUUGAAGAAUUAAACUGCUCAAAACUAAAGUGAAGAUAGGAAAAAACCUACUCAACAUCAAUCCUCGCAAGCUAUCACAAUUAAAACUCACGGUCUCACUGAGAACGAUAAUGUCCUUAAUCAACUAUCAAACAUCGUUAGAGAUGAGCAGCUAGUUUUUAAGCUAUGCUUUGACUAGAACCGAGUGUAAAAACAUAUGAGACUCAAAUCAAUAUAAGAAUAGCUAGAUAGUUUUAUCUACAAGAGAAUCGGGGAUAAGAGAGGUCUCAAAGAAAAAGCUAUAUCAAAGAGGAAUUAGCUGCUAGAUCCAUUGUUUCUAGAAGAGCUGUAUAAAGACAGGAUGGAAAAGAAAUUCAGAUCUAAAGAUACAAAUUAAAAUACUUUAAACAAUUCCAUUGAUGAGGGGAAGACGCCAAAGGGUAGGAAUUUCUUAGAAGAAAUACUUUCUCCUAAACUUCUCCCCAAGAAUCAAGCUUAGACUAUGGAUAAUUAGAAAGAGUAAAAGCUAGUUUUGCCUAUGAUAACUAAUUGGAAGUAAAAACUAGAAAUUAAGCGCCAGCAUGAUAGAUAAAUGGCCAUGGAUCACAAAUCUGCUAGACAAAACAAUGAACUUCGAAGCGAAAAUUCAUCAUCCUCAUCUGAAAAUUCGGUAAUAAGAAAGCUAAACAUGGGUAAAAGUAAACAUCUUACAGAUUUGUAUAAGAGGAUGUAUGCUGAGAUGACAAAUAAGACUGAAAGAAAGUUGAAAAAGCUCCAGAAGAACAAGUCAGUCAGUGAUUCAUUCUCUAGCUUUGAAGAUAUCAAUGUGGUUGAAUAAGAUGAAAGUGUAGGAAACUAUUACAGUGAUGAUCAAGAGGAUGACAACUUAUUUGUCACAAAGCUGCCUGAUGCUACUCAAAAGCAUUCCAUAGCUGAGUAGAACUAUGCUUCUAAUCAAAGUUUCAGGAGAAUGAGUGGCUAGCAAUAACAUAGCAACCAUCAUAACAAUGAGCCGAGUUCCUUGUUUAACCCCAAUAAAAAUCAUUUGCCAUCUCAUUUCAAUUAGUCACAUCAUAGCAUCAAUCAUAACUCAGGUAUUAAUGGUAAUCACACUGGUAGUAAGAACGAUAGCACAAACAUUACAAAUACAAAUCAAAAUUUUCCAAGUACUAAAAAAAAAAGCAUGUUCAAAUCUCAAUCGACUAAAAAGCUUCACGUAAGAAUCCAAUCUAGACAAUAAUUAUGA
Stylonychia lemnae is the source of this 1749-nucleotide messenger RNA. The record is from the annotation of a GenBank genome assembly. NCBI's taxonomy places the organism in Eukaryota, Ciliophora, Spirotrichea, Sporadotrichida, Oxytrichidae.